AUGUGUCGGCAACAGGUGGCGUCCGCCGAGGGUGGCCUGGUGGCUGCGGAGCUGGAGGCGUUCUUAGGAGGUCGCAGCCUUCCCUCAAUAGCGCUGGCCGUGUCCGUUCUGGCUUCAGCAGUGAAUGGCAUGAACGUGGUGGCUAUCGUGGGACACUACUACGCGUACGGCUUCCACCUUAUCUGGACUGUGAUGUGGAUUCCCAUUACCGCCACUUUCGCGGCGGUCACUGUGGUGCCGCUACUCUACAGCCUACGGGUUUCAACCAUAUUUCAGGUAGUGUCUCGGGAUGACUUCGACGUCACCACUGACGAGAACAUGUGGACUUCACUGGUGGCAUGCAUACCCUACUCGUUUGUACGCGUGGCGUAUGACCAAAUGGCUGUCCAAAGGUUCAUGGCUGCCAGGACCGCCCGUGGGGCUAAAAGGAUAGCCAUCGGUGGAGGGCUGAUGAUGCUCGUGUUCUUUGUACUCGUUGGAUUCACCGGCAUAGCCGUUAUUUACUGGUACAGGGACUGUGACCCUUUGCUCUCUGGUGCCAUCUCUAACUACGAUCAGAUCAUUCCAUAUUACAUAAGGGAGAGCCUAUCAGACGUGAAAACGCUACGGGGUUUGUUCUUGGCGGGAAUACUGAGCGCAUCAACAAGCACCGUGUCGUCGGUCGUGAAUUCAAAUGCAGCUACAAUCUACAUGGAUGUUGUCGCUCCCCACUUCGACUUGAGUAAGAGAAGCGCCGUGGUUCUGAUGCGUCUUUUAGACUUGCCUCCCACUAGCAAGUUUAAGCCUUCCAUCAAGCAGACGUUUGGGGGUUGA
Messenger RNA from Dermacentor andersoni, 813 nucleotides. RefSeq names its product sodium-coupled monocarboxylate transporter 2-like. Gene Ontology annotation, biological process: transmembrane transport; sodium ion transport. Gene Ontology annotation, molecular function: symporter activity. Gene Ontology annotation, cellular component: membrane. The record is from RefSeq and is a predicted model, not a curated record. NCBI's taxonomy places the organism in Eukaryota, Metazoa, Arthropoda, Arachnida, Ixodida, Ixodidae.